Homarus americanus (American lobster) is the source of this 1263-nucleotide messenger RNA. Its product is annotated as zinc finger and BTB domain-containing protein 24-like. The coding region runs from base 179 to 826 and encodes 215 amino acids. The transcript is spliced from 2 exons. The record is from RefSeq and is a predicted model, not a curated record. Gene Ontology annotation, cellular component: nucleus. NCBI's taxonomy places the organism in Eukaryota, Metazoa, Arthropoda, Malacostraca, Decapoda, Nephropidae.
UGGUUCGUUUGUUUACCUCAUCUCCCCCACCGUGUGUCGCUGGUUGCUGCUCUAUCAUUUCAUCAAUAUAAGGACUACUCAUGAACGGCUUGACGUUAAAAGGGAGGAAAGCAAAACUGGUGGUAUAAUUGUGUCUGGUCAUCUGAAGUUACCUGCAGUGUGUCAGCUCAGCACCAGUAUGGAAGAAGAGCAGGGAACUAUAGUAAUUCAAGUGACCAAUGCAGAGUGGGAACAAGCAGCUAUAUCAGAUUUCGAGCAUCUACAGGUUGAGAAUUUGGCCACGAUCGAGUGCGGAACUGUGCCGGAAGUUUCCACCAUCAGUGAGGUAGUAGCUGAAGACGCUCCAACUACUGAGCAAAAUCCUUUAAAUGUAGUGAAGGUGGAAUUAAUAGAGAAGGAUAACAGCAAAGAUCUGGUCCUAGACACUGUAUCUGCUCCAGUAGUAAAGCAUGAAUGUCAGUAUUGUUUUGCAAAGUUUAAAAGUAAAUCCUCUUACAAUGCUCACAUCAGGGCCCACUACGAGGAGAGACCAUUCGUGUGCGAGAUUUGCGGAAGCACCUUUAAGACUAAGGCGUGUACGGACAGACACGUACGACAACAUUACCAAAAGAAAGAGUAUUUUUGCGGGACGUGCGGUGCAGAGUUUGCGAGUAAAUAUUCCUGCACUAAACACACCAAGAAUGCUCACGGUGCACAGGCGAGUGAAGUAAACAUGUUCAGACUGAAGGAAGAGGUAUCAGAUCAAGGGGAAAAUGUUCUCUUCAUCAAAGUUAUCAAGAAUGGGGAGGCAUACAGGAGGAGAUUCAGAUUCAUCAAGAGUGAUUAAAUAAGGACCAAUCAUUAAAGCUUAAGAGUAGGUAGCUGAUAAUAAUAGGUUGUCAUGUUUUACUCAGAACCUUAGACUAAGCAUUUUAUACUGAUAUAGAUCAGCCUGAACUGGGUGACAAAGUACGGUAUAGUCACCAAGACUAUACUUACAAAAUAUGACAACAUAGGGUAUUAUGGAAAAAUAUAUAGACAUUUAAAAUUAAUAUUAACUCUUUGAAUAGCUAAUAAUCCUGUAUAUUUACAUUAAUACAUAGAUAUAGAAAUUGUGAUAGAAGUUUGAUUCACAUGAGCUGAGUUUCUUUAAAUUAUACUUCAGUACUGUACUGAUACUAAUUUACAUUGAAGAGUCAACUAUUCUUGGUAAAGUUGCCUACAUGCACUGUAUACCUAUAUUAUCUAGAUUUAUGCUGAACUGUAAAACUGCAUAGUUUAUAU